AUGUUUAAUGGCCUUGUUGUUCGCCUGGUCCCGGGUUCCUGUUGCCUGCUGGUGACUGUUGAAGCAGUUGAACCGAAUGAGAAUGAGCACAAUGCCAGCGAUGAGGACAUGGAGAACGAGGAGUUUGGCGAGCCAGAUAAUGGACUUACUGAGAAAACGUUCAAAUUUGAGGAUUUCGCUCGCAGAUUGCUGCAUCCGAAAAUCGUGCGUGCCUGCACUGUCGUCCUGACGGACUGGACUCAGAUACCGACGCGGGCCCUCAAGGCGGCUGUCACCAUAUUGCAUCGCAUCGCUUACGGAUGCUCCUGUCCGGGCAUGCUCUACCAGGCCAAGCUGUUUCGGAUCUUUCAACAAGUCUUCAGCGUGGAACGUGACGCCCAUCAGGAGGAGCUGCGCCGCCUGGGCAUCUAUGUGGUGCGCAAAUUUGUCGAAGUGGCACCAACUAAUCCAAAAAUCUAUGCAGAGUUAUUAUUUUACAAGGGCAUACGGGAGGCCAACGAGCUCGAGACCGGCUAUUGUGAUGCCUAUGAAGCCGGCACCAAGGGCGCCUGGAGCGAGGAGCAGGAGACGGAGCUGCGUUUCCUAUUCGAGGAGAAUCAACGGAAUCCCGAAACCGAUAAGGAUGUGAUUGAUUGGAUUCUGGACAAUUUGGUAGACAAGACACGCACACGACGUGGCGUCCUGAAGAAACUCAAGGAAAUGGAGCUGCUCUUUAAGGCGCCCACAAAGCGAUCUACCAAGGCGGCGCUGGGUGGCAAGAACCUGUGGCAGCCGGAAGAGGAUGAGCAGCUGAGCAGCUUAUACGAUCAGCAUCGCUUGGAGCCAGAUUGCCUGCAGCGCAUUGUGGAGGCGUUUGAAGAGCGUCGCAACAAGCAGCAGAUAAUCAAGCGCAUGCUUCAGCUGCAUCUGAUUGCGGACAAAUCCGAGAUUUUGCCCGCCAAGGCGAGCAAGGGCAAACGCAAGGCCACCAAAAAUCAAAAGGGCAGCGAUAGCGGCGAGGAGUCAGAGCAGGAGCAGGAGCAGGAGGAUUUUGUGGAGGAACCAGCAUUUGGCGAGCGGCAGCCCAGGCAAAAGCUGGCCAAGUCCAAGCCACGUCAGCGUGUGCGCACGCCUUUGGAUGUGGGCACUGUGCGCGCCCUGAUCGCCCAGGUGGAUGCUGAGACCCAUGCGGAGGCGCUAGAUUGGCUAAAGGAGUGCCUGGAAGAUGCCAGCGAGGAUACCGAGGAAGCGGCCGAGGAUGAUGAUGGCGUCCCGCUGCUGCCACUACUCGAUACACAAAAGGAUGCCAUGGAACUGGCUGAUUUUCAGAAGGUCCUUGUUGCGCUGGGCAUGCAGCCGCCCAUUGUGGGCAUGGAGAGCUAUUGGCGCAUACCCAGCUAUCUCAAUGCAGCAGAUCUUAAGUUGCGCGCCAAAAUUGUAGCCGGCGAAGAGGUCGAGCCUGACAACGACAGCGAGCAGGAGUCGCAGCCAGCGGGUGACAGCGCUGAGGACGAGGAGGAGGAGGAGGAGGACUACUUGGAUAAGCGCAGCAGGGAACGUCAGCAGGCUGCCGCACAGAAUAUAUCAGUUCAGCAACAGCGCAAGCUGGACAGCCUGAUGUUCAACAAAAGCGACGACGAGGCCGAACAGCGCGAGCCGCCAACAAAGGCCAAGGGAAAGCGUUCCAAAAAGGGCAAAGUCAAAGCUAAGCUGCAACAAAAGGACUCCUCGGAUGAGCUGGAAGUCAAUGAAAUAGCGCGCAAAUUGGCACGCAGAAGGCGACAGCCUGAUGUGUCCAGCGACGAGUCCGAUGCAGAACAAGAGACACAACGAAAAGCUCAAAUGGAGCAAGAGCAGGAGUUGGUUGGCAAGCCAAACACGGAUGAUUUAUUUGAACAAUUGAAAGCUAAACGCGCCACUAAAAUCAAAUUGAAGGAUAUGGUUCUCGAUGAGGCGAGCCAGCCGGCAACCGAUGGGCAUGAGCAGGACGAUGAUGCACUCGAAUUCAAUUCGGAGGGCUUUAGGGCGCGGCUGCUCGAGCUUGAAGAGGAGGAGCAAGAACGGGCGCAAGGGACGGAGCCCGAAGAGUCGGAGCAUGACAAAGAGAAUGCCACAUUGCAGGCGAAUAACACAAUCAAGGCGAGCUCGUCUUCCGCCGCCCCAUCGUCCUGGCAGCGCACACGUCGUGCUAAUGUAAUUGACUCGGAUAGCGACAACGAUGAUGCUGGCGCCAUGCCUGCUUACAAGACAAACAAACGCCCACGCAGCGACAAUGAGCAGGAUGCCCAACAACGCGAUGAGCCCGACACCGACGACGAGGAUAUCAAUUUUCUGGCUCGCAAGAAGCCAGCCAGCAGCGAGCCGGCCAAGCGACGUCGUCUGGCCAUCAUCGACGACGAUGAUGACGAGAAUAAUGAUUUCUAGAAUGUAAUUAAGUUAGAACUUUGAUUUUGCUAUUGAAUAAAUGUCACACUGCAGCUUGCAUAACGC
This is a messenger RNA of Drosophila hydei, 2469 nucleotides long. Its product is annotated as protein timeless homolog. The record is from RefSeq and is a predicted model, not a curated record. Gene Ontology annotation, biological process: DNA repair; replication fork arrest; DNA replication checkpoint signaling. Lineage: Eukaryota; Metazoa; Arthropoda; Insecta; Diptera; Drosophilidae. The transcript is spliced from 8 exons. Gene Ontology annotation, cellular component: replication fork protection complex. The coding region runs from base 1 to 2403 and encodes 800 amino acids. Gene Ontology annotation, molecular function: DNA binding.